Nicotiana tabacum (common tobacco) is the source of this 1201-nucleotide messenger RNA. The record is from RefSeq and is a predicted model, not a curated record. Lineage: Eukaryota; Viridiplantae; Streptophyta; Magnoliopsida; Solanales; Solanaceae.
AUGGCUAUAUCUACAUCCACUUCAAUUUCUCUUUCUUCAAAACCCCAUCUUAAGGGUGUUGUAUUUGACAUGGACGGAACCCUAACGGUUCCCGUUAUUGAUUUUCAAGCCAUGUAUAAAGCUGUUCUUGGUCAUGAUGAGUACCUUGCCGUUAAAUCCAAGAACCCUUCUGGCAUUGAUAUUUUGCACCACAUUGAAAAUUGGAGCCCCGAUAAACAACGUAGGGCUUAUGAAAUUAUUGNGGGAUUAAUUGCUUCUCUUGUUAAUUUUUUUUUAUUUGGUGCAGGUGCUGCAGAACUUUGCAGUUUUCUUGAUUCUCAGAAUAUUAGAAGGGGAUUAAUCACUCGAAAUGUCAAAGAUGCAGUUGACUUGUUUCAUAUACGCUUUGGAGUAAAAUUUUCUCCUGCACUGAGCAGGGAAUUUCGUCCUUAUAAACCAGACCCAGCUCCAUUGCUGCAUAUUUGUUCAACUUGGGGAGUUCAAUCUAAUGAAGUAAUAAUGAUUGGGGACAGCCUUAAAGAUGAUGUUGCUUGUGGCAAACGAGCUGGAGCAUUUACUUGCUUGCUCGACGAAACAGGAAGGUAUGAUGCUCCAGAAUAUGCAAACGUCGAACACCAACCGGACUAUAAGGCGUCUUCUCUUGUUGAGGUUCAGUCACUGUUAGAAAGACAUUUUGAGCUGACAUCUUAAUUUUCGCUAAUCUUUGGAACCCCUACCUGGCUGAGCAGCGAGAUAUGGUUUACCUUCGUAAGCCUCAACAUCAUAUUCCUGCACGUAUGUUUCUUUUGGCUACUGUAAGCUUAUAUUAAUCAGAUGCAGCUUUGCUCAAGUGAGCUGGGAUCUUUGAGAUGUCGAUUAAUCGUUUCUCUUUCAAGCCAAAAAUGGGGAAGAUAAGUUUUUGUUUUGCUCUUUGUACAACUGGUGAUUACGAAGUCAUGAGAUCAUAAAUAUAUUUUGAAUGUAGUGUUCUUGUCACCUCUUUGAUUACGAAGGAAGCUCUAGCAACUUAGGUGGCACAGCUCUCUCACUCGCACCCUCCUUUUUCUUCGUCAAAUUCGAACUAUUUUUUUGUAGUAGCUGAAUUUCUUAGGAAUUAGUGUACUCGUUAAUGUAUUCUUAUAAGGUAGGGGUAAGGUCUGCAUACACAAUACCCUCCCAUAUCCCAUUUAUGGGAUUACACCGGUUUAUCGUUGUUGUUGUA